AUGGGCGUGGUGGAGGCGCUGCUGUUCCCCGAAGUGAGUGAGUACAUCGACGACAUCAAGGCGGCUGUGGCAGCCUUUCUCGGCUUCUUCACCCCAUACGAGCUAGCUGUGGCAGCCAGUAUUCGACCGGUGGCGGUGGCUGAGGACAAGGCCAUGGCUAUCGAGUCCAACGAGGGCUUGCUGGCGUACAUGAGAGCCAAUGUGAAGCGGUUGGACAUCGAAGUGGCAUACUCGCCAGCAGAUGCAAGGGCUGACCCCGAGGUCAUGGUCAAGAUCGCACGUCCAGGGAUCGGCGCGGGCGAGGUCUAUCCGUUGGAGAUUGUGGCCUACAAGCUGAGCCACGAUGGUGUGGCUGAAGAGAUGGACGAUGCUGGCGAGUUUGCCUCGGCCUCGCACUGGGUUCUCCCAGCGGUGGAGUUUGAUGGCGUGUGGGAGUCGCUCGUCUAUGACUCGGCCAUCAAGGCAAAUCUGGUGCGGUACGUCCAGGUGGCGAUGCAGCUCUCGGACGCCGGUGUCGACACCAAUUUGGUGGCCUUUAACCGGGUGGUGCUUCUGCAUGGCCCGCCGGGAACCGGCAAGACCUCGCUGUGCAAGGCGCUUGCCCACAAGCUUGCCAUCCGGCUCUCGUCGCGGUACGCCCACGGGCAGCUGAUCGAGAUCAACGCGCACUCGCUCUUCUCCAAGUGGUUCUCCGAGUCGGGCAAGCUCGUCACCAGGCUCUUCUCCAUGAUUCGCGAGCUGGUCGCCGACUCGGACACCUUUGUCGUCGUUCUCAUCGACGAGGUCGAGUCCCUGACCGCGGCGCGGACGUCGGCGCUGGCCGGGACUGAGCCGUCUGACUCGAUCCGGGUCGUCAACGCCCUGCUCACCCAGAUCGACCUCAUCAAGGCAUACCCGAACGUCGCCAUUCUCACGACGUCUAACAUCACUGGGGCCAUCGACCUCGCCUUUGUCGACCGGGCGGACAUUAAGCAGUUCAUCGGCCUGCCUUCGCGCUCGGCGCGCUACGGCAUCCUCGCGUCGUCGGUGACCGAUCUCAUGCGAGCCGGCGUUGUCCAAGCGCCGACCGCUGGGCCGACAGGCUGCAUCUCUGGUGCCGGUCCAUUCUUCUUUGCCUACGACGAGCUGAUGGCUGCUGAGGCCUCGGACGCGCUGGCGGUCUCGCUCGCCCUCCUCGACGUGGCCGAUGCUGCCCAGGGCCUCUCGGGCCGCUCGCUGCGCAAGCUCCCGGUCGCCGCCCUCGUCGCCGUCUCAUCGGCCACCCAGCUCAACGUCGCCGCUGACAUCUUCCUCGCAGGCCUUCUCGCGGCCGCCGAGGCCGAGAUGGCCUCUCGCGCUGCCCUCGACGCGCCGCCCGACACCGCCGCCCACGGCGCUGAUGACAUUCCGCGCGCCCGGGCCUGACGCCCCCAGGCGUGCUUAGCUCAGACCUGAACUGCCCGAGCCUGAUGCGCACGUAGCCUUCUCCCUCUCCCGCCCUUCCACAGCCUGGGGACAAGGAGGGCGAGAACGGUUGCGCUGACGCGAGCAUUGAUUGUGGGGAGAGUUAACGAUUAUGUCAAAGAGACCAUUGAUUACGACGAGUCUACGAUUACUCGGACGAGACCAUUGAUUAAACUCACCGCUCUCA
Molecule: messenger RNA, 1630 nt
Organism: Thecamonas trahens ATCC 50062
Lineage: Eukaryota; Apusomonadida; Apusomonadidae
Product: thyroid receptor-interacting protein 13
Exons: 2
Coding region: 1-1404 (467 amino acids)
Biological process (GO): meiotic recombination checkpoint signaling; reciprocal meiotic recombination
Cellular component (GO): nucleus; chromosome
Molecular function (GO): ATP hydrolysis activity; ATP binding
Source: RefSeq, a predicted model, not a curated record